Spinacia oleracea (spinach) is the source of this 816-nucleotide messenger RNA. RefSeq names its product glycine-rich RNA-binding protein 4, mitochondrial. Bases 232 to 648 code for a protein of 138 amino acids. Lineage: Eukaryota; Viridiplantae; Streptophyta; Magnoliopsida; Caryophyllales; Amaranthaceae. The record is from RefSeq and is a predicted model, not a curated record. The transcript is spliced from 5 exons. Gene Ontology annotation, molecular function: RNA binding.
CAGCCGAAUCGAUCGGGUCCAAACCACAAACUCCAACACCACCGUGAUAUUUAUGUAACCCUUUUUUAUUUGACGGGAAGAUAUUUAUGUAACCCUUACAAAACUAACGAGGAGUAAUGUUUUUGUGUACCAGAACCUCAUUUUAAUCACCUGAAAGCUUAAACCCUAGCCGCUCCUAAACCCCUCUUCCUCUCUCUUCAUUCCGUUUCAUUUCUCAGAUUAUUGGCGAAAAUGGCGUUCUGUAACAGGAUUGGCAGCAUGCUUAGUCAGAGCAUCUCACAAAAUUCUGGCUCGUCUAUGAUGAAUGCUAUUAGGUGCAUGUCCUCCAAGCUCUUUAUUGGAGGUCUUUCGUUCUCAACUGAUGACAACUCAUUGAAGAAUGCAUUUACCAGUUUUGGUGAAGUAGUUGAUGCAAGGGUCAUCAUUGAUAGAAACACCGGAAGGUCCAGGGGAUUUGGGUUUGUUAACUUUGCAGAUGAUGAAGCUGCAAACAGUGCAAUGUCUUCCAUGGAUGGCCAGGAUCUGGAUGGUCGUGCUAUCCGCGUGAGUGUUGCAACUGAGAGGCAGCCACCUUCUUCUGGAGGAUAUGGUGGCCGCGGCGGCGGUUACGGAGGUGGUGGUGGUGGAGGCCGUGACGGUGAUUACUAAAUUAAGUGAGUCUGUAAUUGUUGUUCAUAGCAAGUGGCUUUAGGAAAUGGAUGCAAUUUAGGAUUUGUUUAUUUGCUUCUACUGGUUUGCGAUUCUGCACCAUUAUCAUAUCACUGAUUUGGUUCUCGAACACUCUUUAUGAUCGAUAUUGGUAGUGAUGUUGCAGUA